Messenger RNA from Dibothriocephalus latus, 1095 nucleotides. The record is from the annotation of a GenBank genome assembly. Lineage: Eukaryota; Metazoa; Platyhelminthes; Cestoda; Diphyllobothriidea; Diphyllobothriidae.
AUGUCCAGUCGAUUUGUGCAACGGCAUUGUAUCCGUGGUGGCGCUGAGUUUAAAAGUACAGUGCGUGAGGAGGCGCGUAUGACGGUCUUAGUCCUGUGCCUUAUCGGAGCCUUUUUUACCUGUCAGAGUCCUUUUGUUGUCUACUCUGCCUGCCGAAAGGUGGGUAUUCUGUCAACUCCCAGCAGAGGCCACAGUCUCCUUCGAGCAUUCAUAAUUCUAGCGCUGGCGCUGAAAACCGAUUGCACGUUUGUAUUCCACUGUUGGCUGAACCAACGUUUUGCGUUGGCAAUCCGUCGAAUGCUCUGUUCCUUCUCAGCCAGUAAACGUAAUGUACGAUAUCAUGACUCCUCUGCAGAGAAUUCUGCCAUGAGCAACAUGCUCCAAGAAGAUAGGCAAUUAAUGAACAUUGAUUCGACGAAAGGAGAGAAUCGCAUAAAAUGUCUUCUACGGGAAAUCAAAGGUCCAGCGUUUGAAAUGAAAGAACGAAGGAUUAUCCAGUCGCCCUGCAAGGAGGGAACCCGCCAGUUAAACCUUCAUGCAUCUCGAAUACCAUAUAGUGAGAAAAAUAUGAUGGGCAAACAGUCGCACUUGCAUUUUGUUAUGCCGCCUGUCGACCACGAUGUAAAUGGCUACCAGAAGCAGCCAAAUUCCUUUAAGGCUUUGACUGCUCGUUCCCAUGAAGGGCAACGGACGCAUAAUGGUGGCAACUCCAUUAAAGAACUUUACUCAGACCUCGCAAUGAAUUCCGUAAAUUCAUACACUUUACAAACGGGCAAAGGGUUUUAUGAGCAGACGCAAGAAAAUCCCACUGCAAUGAUGACUCCAGAAAAGAAGAAAAGUCACAACAGAUCACAAAUGCAGGAGGAUUUGAUCGGUCCUCGGUGGUACUCGGAGAAUGACCUGUGUACAUCCUGUACGACUACAGCUUGUUCAUGCAACUCCUUCUGCAACCUGCAUCUUUCCCCUGGUCAUUCAAAAGUGUGCUCGUCACCUUACUGUGGGACUGCCCCAAUUUUCCAGCCAUCCUCUCAAAUACAUAUUCAGUCAACUGCACUAUUUAUUAAUUUUACAAAAAAACGUGCCAGUAUCGAAUAG